AUGUGUCACUCCAUGAUGUGUCACUCUGCGAUGUGUCACUCUGCGAUGUGUCACUCCGAGAUGUGUCACUCCGCGAUGUGUCACUCCGCGAUGUGUCACUCUGCGAUGUGUCAACUCCGAGAUGUGUCACUCCGAGAUGUGUCACUCUGCGAUGUGUCACUCCGCGAUAUGUCACUCCGAGAUGUGUCACUCCAAGAUGUGUCACUCUGCGAUGUGUCACUCCGUGAUGUGUCAACUCCGAGAUGUGUCACUCCGAGAUGUGUCACUCUGCGAUGUGUCACUCCGCGAUGUGUCCCUCCGAGAUGUGUCACUCUGCGAUGUGCACUCCGCAAUGUGUCACUCUGCAAUGUGUCACUCCGUGAUGUGUCACUCCGGAAUGUGUCAUUCCCCGAUGUGUCACUCCGAGAUGUGUCACUCUGCGAUGUGAUGCACCGAGACUGA
Messenger RNA from Mobula hypostoma (lesser devil ray), 441 nucleotides. Its product is annotated as keratin-associated protein 4-4. The transcript has a single exon. The record is from RefSeq and is a predicted model, not a curated record. NCBI's taxonomy places the organism in Eukaryota, Metazoa, Chordata, Chondrichthyes, Myliobatiformes, Myliobatidae. The coding region runs from base 1 to 441 and encodes 146 amino acids.